CAUUCCCCUUUCCUCUUCUUGCUUACACAAAAGUCAACGGCCUUCUUCCUAUCUCUCUCUCUCUCUCUCUCUGUGUCUCCCUUCAAUCUCUUUCUCCUACUUGACCUCUUCUUCUUGGCCUCUUCUUCUUCCUCCUCUGUUUCUGAAUCUAUCCGCCAUGGGGAUGGAUGAUUAACACUCUGUGAUUCCGCUUUUUUUCUCAAAGUUGAGAUCUUUUCAGCUUGGUUCAUCAGUUGGCGAAUUCCCAAUUCUUGCUCUGCUUCUUUAUUUCUAAUUUUUUUUUUUUGUGGGGGUGUUCUUUGAUGGGAAACGGUAUCGGCAAGCUGACGGUCUGUUUCACGGGAGGCGGUGGUGGAGAGGCCCGCCGCCGGCACGACAUAUCCCUUCUGAUAUCCGACCCGCUCGACGAAGGCCUGGGCCACUCCUUCUGCUACGUCCGGCCCGACCCGGCCCGCCUCUCCUCCUCCAAGGUCCACAACUCCGAGGAGGCCACCACGUUCCGUACAAUCUCCGGCGCCUCCAUCAGCGCCAACACUUCCACCCCGCUCUCCACGGCCUUCAUCGAUCCCUACGUCUACAACUCCGUCGACAGGGCCGCCGCCUUCGAGAGCUCCACUUGCUUCGCCUCGAUUCCCCUCCAGCCAAUCCCUAGAAACCUACUCGGUACCUCCGUCUAUUCGGGUCCCCUCCCGGGCCUAAUCGUGCCCGGGUCCGGCCCGCUCGAGCGGGGCUUCCUAUCGGGUCCCAUCGAGAGGGGUUUCACGUCGGGUCCGCUGGAUCGGGCGGGCUUGUUCUCGGGUCCCAUGGAGGAGAAAUUGGUCCCGGAUUCGGAUCAGUUCCAGCGCAGCUUCUCCCACGGCGGGUUCGCCUUCCGUCGCCGAUCGGGGAAGCGAUCGCUGAUUCGGGUCCUGCAGCGGGCGAUAUCGAAGACCAUAUCCCGCGGCCAGAGCUCGAUCGUCGCCCCGAUUAAAAACGGCGUCCUCAAAGAACCCGAUUGGAUUCUCGCCUCGGAGAAGCAGCACAAUGAGAAUCUGACGGUCAGUAGCAUCAACAAUCUGAGCAGCGACGGCAGUUUGGAGGACGAGGAUUCAUUGGAAGGGCAGCAGAAUCUGCAGUGGGCGCAGGGGAAAGCAGGGGAGGAUCGGGUACACGUCGUCGUUUCGGACGAGCACGGGUGGGUCUUCGUCGGGAUUUACGAUGGGUUCAGCGGCCCCGACGCGCCGGAUUUCCUGCUCUCCAACUUGUACUCCGCCGUCCAUAAAGAGCUCAAAGGUUUGUUGUGGGAUGAUGAUAAGCCGGAGCCUGUAAAUGAUGAUGAUGAUGAUGAUGAUAACAAUGAUCUCCCUGCCCCUGCAUCUUCCCCUGUUUCGUCGGGGAGCGGUAAUUCCACAGAAAGCUGUGAAUUGAGGCAAGAGAGGGUUGGAUGCGAGAGUAACUGUGGUAUCGAUGAUGAGUGUGCGCAGUGUGUGGAGCAGGAGAAUCAUCCGUGUGUGAGUAAAGUUGUGAGCUUUGAUUCGAACUUCAAGAGGAAAAGAGGUAAGAACUCGAGAGGGAAGUACAGAGGAGCUUCGAAGAAAUGGGAGGAAAAUCAGAGGAGGUGGAAGUGCGAGUGGGACAAGGAGAGGUUGGAGCUCGACAGGAGACUCAAGGAGCAACUGAAUCAGUCGAAGUCAGAUUCAGACAGGGCAAUAAACCAUGCUGAUGUGCUGAAAGCGCUGUCUCAGGCUUUGAGGAAGACCGAGGAAUCGUAUCUUGAUAUAACAGAUAAGAUGCUUAUGGAGAAUCCCGAGCUGGCUUUAAUGGGUUCUUGUGUGCUUGUGAUGCUGAUGAAGGGAGAAGAUGUCUAUGUGUUGAAUGUGGGGGAUAGUCGAGCUGUGUUGGCCCAGAAGGCCGAGCCUGAUUACGGACUAGGACGGGUUAGGCAGGAUUUGGAGAGGAUCAAUGAGGAAACUUUGUAUGAUAUUGAAGCCUCGGAUGAGGAAAGAUCGACUGCCAUGUCUAGUUUGACUGCUGUUCAGCUUACCAUUGAUCAUAGCACCAGUGCAGAAGAGGAAGUUCGAAGAAUAAGAAGUGAGCAUCCAGAUGAUGCUUGUGCCUUGGUGAAUGACCGUGUUAAAGGUUCACUCAAGGUCACUCGGGCAUUUGGUGCUGGUUUCUUGAAGCAGGCUAAAUGGAACAAUGCGCUUCUGGAGAUGUUCAGAAUCGACUAUAUUGGCAAUUCUCCAUACAUAAACUGUGUACCAUCCCUCUACCACCAUAGAUUGGGACCAAAGGACAGGUUUUUGAUACUAUGCUCAGACGGCCUCUAUCAGUACUUAACCAACGAGGAGGCAGUUUCCGAGGUCGAACACUUCAUCGCAUUGCAGCCUGAUGGGGAUCCAGCUCAACAUCUAGUUGAAGAAGUGAUGUUCCGCGCAGCCAAGAAAGCUGGUAUGGAUUUCCACGAGUUGCUAGAAAUUCCACAAGGCGAUCGGAGGAGAUACCACGACGACGUCUCCAUCAUUGUUAUUUCAUUAGAGGGAAGGAUAUGGAGAUCUUUUGUAUAAGAGUAGCGAAUGAACAGAAAACCCACAGAUGAUAGAACUGAUAUAGAGAGAGAAAUCUGAAAAGAAAACAAAACAAAAAAAGAAGAAAUGUCAGGCAUUUCCCUUUUGCGAUUCUUAAAUUUUUUUUUUCCCCUUCUUUUGUUUGUCCCUGAAUCACCUCUUGUGAUGAAGAUCUUAGUUGUGCAAGAUCAGCAGUUUAGGUGGUGGAGGGGGGAUCUUGUAAAGUCUGUAAAAGCUGGUUCAGAUUAUAUAUAAAAACAAAUGGCCAUAGGAAGCAGAGGAACUGUAAUUUUCUACAAAUAAAAUGACACCUCCUUU
Linum trigynum is the source of this 2864-nucleotide messenger RNA. The record is from the annotation of a GenBank genome assembly. NCBI's taxonomy places the organism in Eukaryota, Viridiplantae, Streptophyta, Magnoliopsida, Malpighiales, Linaceae.